CGGCGACCCGGUUAAAGAGUUGGUUAGUGAAGCCGGUUAAAGAUUUGGUUUGUCAAUCGACUCAAUCCUCGUCUUUUGAUCCCUUUCACUCGUCUCGUCUCUCUUCCUCAAGUCUUUUUCUUUUCAUCGCCGAUCUAUCCGCCGUCGGCAAAAGCGGCGGAAUAAUUGGAUAAUCCUCAGGUCUCCGCUUCACGCUCGUGUUGGGGGAAAUUAGAUUGAUCGGAUCUGUCUGAAUGAUGGACGAGGAGUCAGCAAAAACUAGAGAGACCACCGUGAAUCAACAACAACAAUACUAUUACGGAACGUUUCAAGGCGUUGCCAAUUAUCCUCCUCCCGCUCCGCCACCGCAAUUACUACCGCUUCCACAACAACCUAUUGCCACGAGUCCCUUGCUUCCUCCUGUACAUGGUUAUCAAAAUCUCCAAGGUCAUGGUGGUGGUGGUGGUUUUGUGAAUUAUGCUCAAGGAUACCCUCUUGUUCCUCUUGUUGAGGUUAGACCGGUGAGAGAGCAUGACGUUCCUGUUCCUUGCUGUGGCUUUGGCAUGGGCUGGUUCUUGUUUAUUAUGGGCUUCUUGUUCGGUGGGAUCCCUUGGUAUCUCGGUGCUGUUAUUAUUCUUUUCACAUCUGUUGAUCAUCGCGAGAAGGCUGGUUACGUUGCAUGUUCUAUCGCUUCCGUUGUCUAUUUGAUUGCCGUCAUGCUCGGGAUGGCUGGGAAUAUUAACAUCAUCUGUAUACAACUAUACAAGUUCCAUUGAAGUUGGAUUGGACAU
Messenger RNA from Brassica rapa (field mustard), 770 nucleotides. Its product is annotated as 60S ribosomal protein L18a-like protein. The record is from RefSeq and is a predicted model, not a curated record. NCBI's taxonomy places the organism in Eukaryota, Viridiplantae, Streptophyta, Magnoliopsida, Brassicales, Brassicaceae.